UUUAAAUUCAAAUAUUUAAAAUCUUGCGGAAGACAUGGACUCCUAUGUGCCCUUACAUAAGCCUAAGAGUAAAAUUAGUGAGAUAUCAGGGAAGUUUAAGCCUUUCAGAUUUAUUGAUGAUCCUCAAGAGUAUUUCCAGCAUAAAGAGAAUUACCAUCAGAAUAACUCAGCAUUAGAACAAAGUGAAAGGUCUGACUGCUCCAAGGAUCUCUACACAGAACUUCUAGGGCUCCGUCAGGUUCUAAAAGAAACAAAAUAUGCUAACAGUCAGCUUAGUGACCAAAACGACUCACUUGGGAAGGAAUGUGAAGAACUUAAGAGGAUAAUGCAUAAACAAAAUGCUUUGAUAGACACAAUGAGGACAAAAUACAGCACUUUCUGUAAAUAAGUUGACUAAGCAGAAUAAUCAGUACAAAUUCCAACUGCAGAACAACCAAGAUUGAUAUGCUGAACUAUCUCAGCAGUUCAGAAAGAUCCAGGCUGAAAAUGACCAAAUGAAGGUAGACAACAAAGCUGUCAAUGAGGAGGCUAGGAAGACCCAAGCAUUAGCAAAAGAGGUUGAAGCUUAUAAAAAGACAAUCCAAGGGCUGUACAAGGAUAAGAAGGACCUCAAAAAUGAAGUUAAAGGUUAUAAAAAGAGAAUUAAGAAAUAUAAGCAUAAAUAUAGAGCUUUACAUAAAGCUCUGAACAAUCAGAAGGCACUUAAAGCUCCAUAUAGUUUGGCAUUAAGUACUGGGUCUAUUGAGCGAGCAGGGAGUUUAGACCAUCAAACUAAUUUCUAUCAGACUCUGAGGAAGAGAUCACAGUACCCUAAUAAAAUAAACCACGAUAGUAGGCAACUGGACUCACAUGGGUUGUCCAAUGUGUCAAUGAAUAAGAGUUGUACCUCUCGCAAGCCAUUUCAAAAACUUCCUUCGAAUGAGAACAGUUAUUCAAGAAAUAGAUAUUCUAAAGAUUCUCUUUAUGAGAGAUCGAUUGAAGACUCCAGAUCAAUACACUAUAAACAGCCAGACUUGGGUGUAGAGACUGGCAAUAAUCUCAAGCCGUUUAUACCAAAUUCUAUAAGCACACCCCAAGCAUUCUGAGAGCGCUCAGGACUGGUCGCAUAUAGCACUUCAAGACCAGGUAAUUACACUUGUGAGAACGAAACAGGAAAAUCUAAGAUCUUGUUCGACAAUACUCUGAAAGAUAAUAAGUUUCCUGCUGAAAAUUCUAAGUUUAUUAAUAAGCCUAAUGUCAGUCUUUCAGACACAGAUUAUCUGGACAAACAGUUUAUAAAAGACAAUAGUAGAAUACAGACAAUUCGGAUUCAGGGCAUUAAGCCUGUUAAUUGUGGUGCAAAGAAGAAGGCAUCAGAUAGAGAACUUAGCAUCGAAAGUAUUAGUGAGCUUUCUAUAAAAGAAGAAUCAUCAAAGACACCAAGAACUCAAGAUAGAAUCUCUAAUAUUUCAAAGAAGCAUCACAGAAGCAGAGAGUUUAAACGCUAUCAUCUAAAUAGCGCUCCUUUGAAUGUGGAUACAUCUUCUGAUGAAGACCAUUCGCCAACUCCUAAGCACUUGUUGCACCAGAUCAGUACUCUGGACAGUGAGAUUCUGACUCUGCAGAAAUCCUUGAUGCAAACUCUAUUCCAAACCACUUAAAUAGCAUCUUGAGAGCUCUACUGUGAAACUAAUUU
Messenger RNA from Moneuplotes crassus, 1675 nucleotides. The record is from the annotation of a GenBank genome assembly. NCBI's taxonomy places the organism in Eukaryota, Ciliophora, Spirotrichea, Euplotida, Euplotidae.